GCGGGAUUUGGAUCAGUUCGUUAAGAGUACAAAAAAAAAAAGGGAUUAAUUUGGCAGCAACGAGAUUAUUCUAACAAACAAUGAAAAGAACCUUUUGAUUCUUUUCAAUCUCUAGUUGAAUCUUCUUCUGAUAAAAGGAUCAGCCACAACCAGAGACAUAGCCAUGGUCGAACCUAAACCUCGACGAAAACAUUUUCUUCUAUUAGCGUAUCAGAGUUUUGGUAUAGUGUUUGGUGACCUGAGCACUUCACCUCUUUAUGUUUAUAAAAGUAUAUUUUCUGGGGGACCGCGCCAUUAUCAAACAGAGGACACGGUUUUUGGAGCUUUUUCUGUAAUAUUUUGGACUUUAACUUUUUUCUCCUUGUUCAAGUAUGCUGUUUUCAUGUUGAGUGUGGAUGAUAACAGUGAGGGGGGAAUUUUUUCUUUGUAUUCACUUCUUUGUAGACAUGCGAAAUAUUGUUUGCUUCCUAACCAGCAAGCCGCUGAUGAAGAGCUUACCACAUAUCAUAGUGAAGGUAAUUUGAAUAGAAAUGUGCCUUCCUCUUCAUUCAAGAAGUCCGCUGAGAGGCGCAAGAAAACAAGAACAGCUAUGCUUCUUGUGAUUUUGUUUGGUGCUAGUUUGGUUAUUUCUAUAGGUGUACUCACCCCUGCAAUUUCUAUCCUUUCAUCUGUUGAGGGGCUGCAACUUCAAGACAAGAAUUUGCAUCAUGGAAUGGUGGUUCUCAUUGCCUGCAUUGUAUUGAUUGGCCUUUUUGUUUUGCAAUAUAGUGGCACACACAGGGUUGCCUUCAUUUUUGCUCCCAUUGUGAUCUUGUGGUUGCUGUCUAUUGCCAUUAUUGGUGCCUACAAUAUCAUUCAUUGGAACAGAAGAGUAUACCUGGCUCUUUCCCCACAUUAUAUCUACAAGUUUUUUAGGAACACUGGAAUAGAUGGUUGGAUAUCUCUCGGAGGGAUACUUUUAUGUAUUACUGGAACUGAAGUUAUGCAUGCAGAACUUGGGCAAUUCACAGCUUCAUCAGUAAGGGUUGCAUUUUCUUUUGUUGUGUAUCCAUGUCUAGUGCUACAGUACAUGGGGCAAGCUGCAUUUAUUUCAAAAAAUUUUUCUUCAGUAUCCAUGAGUUUCUAUUCUUCAAUUCCAGAUUCGUUAUUCUGGCCGGUCCUGGUGAUGGCAAUAUUAGCUACAAUUGUUGCCAGCCAAGCUGUAGUCUGUGCCACAUUUUCAAUUGUCAAACAAUGUCAUGCAUUUGGAUGUUUCCCUCGUAUUAAGAUUGUACACAAGCCAGAAUGGCUUGAUCGUCAAAUAUACAUCCCAGAGAUAAAUUGGAUUCUUAUGGUUCUCUGUCUGACUGUCACAGUGGGUUCUCAAGACACGAUUCAUAUUGGAAACGCUUACGGGACUGCAUUCAUGACUCUGGUAUUCACGACUACAUGUUUGAUGUCAUUGGUCAUCAACUUUGUCUUGCAUAAGAGUAUCAGUGUUGCCCUUUUAUACUUCUUAUUCUUUGGAAUAAUAGAAAUCAUCUUCCUUUCAUCUUCUUUUAUGAGAAUUCCCAAUGGCGGAUGGGUUCCUCUUGUGCUUUCUGCAGUCUUUACGUUCAUAAUGUUUAUUUGGCAUUAUGGGAGCAAGAAAAAGUAUUUAUAUGAUCUCCAUAACAAAGUACCCAUGAAAUGGAUUCUCACUCUGGGUUCUGAUGUUGGUUUUGUAAGGGUUCCCGGAAUUGGCCUUAUCUACUCAGAGUUAGCUAGUGGUAUCCCAUCCACAUUUUCUCAUUUCUUAACCAACUUACCAGCAUUUUACCAGGUUGUUGUAUUUGUCUGUGUUAAGAUUGUUCCUGUGCCUUUUGUCCCCCAAAAGGAGCGGUAUCUUAUUGGUCGGAUUGGCCCCAAAUCUUAUCGAAUGUAUCGUUGCAUUGUUCGAAAUGGCUACAAGGAUGUCAAAGAAAAAGAAGAUGCAUAUGAUGCUGAGAAUGCACUUGUGAUGAGCAUAGCAGAGUUCAUCCAACUGGAAGCUGAAGGUUGUGGCAGUCUGGAUGGUUCCACGGAUGGUCGGAUGGCAGUUGUAAGGACAUCCGAAAAGUUUGGGCAAAGAUUCAUAAUUUCAGAAUCUGAUGGAAAUGGAGAAGGCAGCAGUUCAAGCUCCACAGCAGCUGUAAGUAGCAGCAGGUCCGCUGCUUUGCAGAAACUACAAUCUAUGUAUGAGCAGGAGUCACCCAAACUAAGGAAUAGGCGGCGAAGCCAGUUGAAGCUUUCAGAUACAAAUUUCGGCAAUUUACUAGUUAAGGACGAGCUAUCAGAACUUCUAGAAGCGAAGCAUGCUGGGGUAGCAUAUGUAAUUGGUCACUCACAUAUCAAGGCAAAAUGGAAUUCCUCAUUCUUGAAGAGGCUUUCAAUAAAUAUCUUUUACUGCUUCUUGCGUAAAAACUGCCGGUCCCCUGGUGUCAUGUUGGAUAUUCCUCACAUUUCCUUGAUUGAGGUGGGCAUGAACUACUAUUUGUAGAGCACUCUUCUGCCGAUAUUUCUUCUUGCUCCCAGGACGUGUUUUCUGCCAGCAAGAAAUUGCAUAUGAGUUUGCUUCUUCGAGGAUCAUAGGCUAUGUAGUUAUUUUGCAGUAUUGAUUAUAGACUGGAUUUGGUUGGUGGUAUUGUUCGAAGAGAUUGGGGAAAAUAUUUCACCGGUUGAUAAAUAAUACAUACAAACACAGAUAAGAGUUUCCAUUUGGUGAAUAGCAAGUCACCCAGUUCAUAUCCUUUUAGCAUAUAUAUUUUUUUUUGAAUUUAAGUUCAGUUUUUGUAGUAUCAGAAGAAGAUUUAUACUGAUUACCUUUGCCAAUUUUUUCUAGUUUGCUAUUCAAAGUUGAAUUUUGUGAAUUUUGUAAAUUUUUUGAAUAAUUAGUGCUUGUUGCACAUCCUUUUGAUCUUA
This is a messenger RNA of Jatropha curcas, 2919 nucleotides long. It is a transcript of the gene TRH1, whose product is annotated as Potassium transporter family protein. The record is from RefSeq and is a predicted model, not a curated record. Gene Ontology annotation, biological process: potassium ion transmembrane transport. Gene Ontology annotation, molecular function: potassium ion transmembrane transporter activity. Lineage: Eukaryota; Viridiplantae; Streptophyta; Magnoliopsida; Malpighiales; Euphorbiaceae. Gene Ontology annotation, cellular component: membrane.